Molecule: messenger RNA, 3132 nt
Organism: Heterostelium album PN500
Lineage: Eukaryota; Evosea; Eumycetozoa; Acytosteliales; Acytosteliaceae
Exons: 3
Coding region: 1-3132 (1043 amino acids)
Biological process (GO): regulation of gene expression; primary miRNA processing; rRNA processing
Cellular component (GO): nucleus
Molecular function (GO): ribonuclease III activity; double-stranded RNA binding
Source: RefSeq, a predicted model, not a curated record
AUGAAUGAUAAUCAUAAAGGUAUACUUCAGGAGCUAUGUCAAAAACGAAAAGAAGUUUCACCAGUAUACACGAAACCAACGAUCAUCACAGAUAUAGGAGGUAAUUUCUACUACACAGAGGUAACCGUUAACUUUAAAGGACAAAGGUUUACCGGAGAAGGUAAGGCACGCUCAAAGAAAGAUGCUGAAAAGACUGCUGCUUUAAAUGCCCUUCAAUCGAUCUUCACCAUUCACCCAUCUGAAAGAGCAAUCAUGGAGUCAGGCAGUGGAUUAGACUCUAGAAACUCGAGUAGUAGUAGUAGUAGUAGUAGUAGCAGCAGUUCAAGUAGCAGCAGUAGUAGCAGUGGUAGUUUGAGUGGAACAUCACACGAUGCUAUGAUGAAUGAUAUAUUUAUAAAUAAUGGUGGUGUUACUACGCAAACAUCCAAUUGCAAUAGUCCGCAGGCAACUGGAGCGACUGGCGGUUCAUCACCGUCGACUUCCUCCAAUGCAAACAACGCUACCAAUGGAACUGCUGCCGCUGCUGUGAUCAAUCCCAAUAUUCAACAAUCGAGCAAUAUUGGCAGUGCAUACAAUCAUCGUCGUGGACAGGAUCAAACUGAGGUGGUGCGAUUGCAACUGCAGUUGGAACAGUCGAUCAAGACAUUCACUGAGCGCUACAAUCACUUGGAGAAGAAGUACAACGAUCUGAAGGAGUAUGUCAAUCGUAAACACCUGGAAACACGUGACUACAUCGAUCGCAAGCUAAAGAGAAAACCAAAGAAACAAGAACGCUCACCCGUUCUUCAGUCAAACACAAUGGAGGAUUUGAAUAUUUGUGCUGUUGUUGUUACAACACCUGCAACUGCUGUUGAACAACCCGUUCUUAUCACCACCGCGGAACAACCCUCCUCCAACAACAGCAUUACACUCUCGGAAGCAAAUACGACUAAUACUAUUACAGUAUCAGAAUCAUCAUCAUCAUCAUUGUCAUCAUUGUCAUUAUCGUCGUCGUCGUCAUCAUCUUCACCUAAGCAACAUCCACCACGAUCGGUCAUCGCCACCAUUGAACUCGACAAAGAAUUGAUACCGAGUCAGCUAACAUUCUUUCGAUAUCGCACUGUUUUCAGCCAUGGUUUCAAAUCGGAGGAUUUCAGUCAUCUCGACCAAAAGUACAACUUCUCUGGAUUCCUACUGUACAGCGCCAAUCGCUUGCCAAAACCGGUCAUCCACAUCUCCAAUGGCGCUGGCGAGCAUUUCGCUAUUUCGAUGGUUGAGUACGACCGCGAAUCGAUGACACGCGAUGAAUUUGCGCGUAUCGUUACAUUCCACCACUGCUUCUACACCCAGAUUCUCCAGCAGAAACACAUGAAUUUCCGUUCGCCACAAGACCUCUACUUUGUGCCGUUUGUCAAGUGUCUGAGCAAUCCAACACAGAAACUUCACCAAACACUGAUGGACUUGCUGACACACGACGAUCUCAUCAAUGGAAUUCCCUCGUUCUCGUCGGACAAGGAGUUUCACGCCUACUUUGACGAGAAGUAUCUCAACCGGGUGGUGUUGUCGCCACGACCCGACUUUACCAUAUGUCGCGCCGUCGAUCACACCCGACUCUUUGGCUACAACGACCCCAGUGUAAUGUCGGUGCGCGACAAAAGCGGCAACCCAAUCGAGUUGACCAGUGGAAAGUAUCCAUCGAUCAUGUGCACUCACUCCAGCGCCAUCGCCAACAAAGACUACUGGUCACUGCGAACACUCGUCUACUACGACGCCAACGACCAGCCUGAAGAUCCGGCCAAGUGGAACACCGAUGAGUUUGCAGCGAUGGAACCAACGCAAUGGGAGAGUUACAUCCGCAAAGCAAAACUCACCGCCAAAGAUCCACUUGUUCUCCGCGUGUUUGGCAUCACCUCGACGAUGCACGCCGUCGCCAAAGUAGCGAUUCUCCCGUACAUACCAGAGAUUCACUGGACCCUGAAAAUGGAGAAUUUCAAACGACAAUACAUAAAUAUCAACAACCAACGACUUCUACGUGAAGUCUUUACACAUCCAUCGAUCAACCGUAACAACACCGUCCCACCCAGAUCACUAAAGGUAUUCAAAGACUAUCAACUUUUUAAGAGUGAUAAUCAACGAUUAGAAUAUUUCGGUGAUUCAAUUUUAAAGUUUUGUAUUACAUAUUAUUUAUAUUUUUUGUAUCCAAAUGCACCGGAAGGAUUUCUUACAACAAAGAGAAGUGAAGUAACUAGCAAUACCUAUCUACAGAAUAUCUGUGACCAAACUUCAAUCGAUGAUAUUCUUAGACUAGGUCUUUCAAACACAGAAGACUACAAGAAACCGAAAGCAGAUGUUAUAGAAGCAUUGUUUGCCGCUGUCUAUCUCGAGUGUGGAAUCAACGUUGUCUACGAAUUCAUCAUAAACCUACUAUUUAAAAUUGAAAAUGUUGUAUUUCCUACAUAUAAAUGUGAACAUACAAAUGAAACUCCAUUAAGUGAAUCACAGAAAUCAGUAUUAUUCAAUAUGAAUAUAAAUAUUAAAGAUACUUGUUUGUUCCAAGAGGCAAUGAAUUGCAGUAGUGAUCCAAAGAUGAACUAUCAGCGAUUGGAGUUUCUCGGUGACUCGUACAUCGAUCUGGUGGUAUCGGAGUUUCUCUAUCACAACUUCCCGCGCGAACAAGAGGGUUUCCUCUCACAGACACGUGCACUGCUGGUGCGCAACGAGAAGCUUGCCAACACUGCCAACCACCUACGAAUCCGACAGUCGAUCGAUCCCAGCGUUGUCCCGACCACCAAGCGUAUGGGUGACCUCUUUGAGUCGUUCACCGGCUGUCUGCUGCUGGACGGCGGUCUACAAGACACGAAAUCGUUCCUCAUCAAACAUCUCCCGCUCACCACCAACCACGUCAACGAAAUGAUCGAAUCGCACUACGCAUCGAACCGACCAAUACCACUAACCUCACAGGAACCAAUACCAGACUCGAAUCAAGAUAUCACUCUUCCUCUCAAAUUAUUGGAGCAAUACGAAGAGAAUAACAACAAUAAUGACAACAAACUAAGUAGUAGUAGUAGUAAUAGUAGUAGUAACAACAAAUUAAUAACAACAACUACAAUAUUAACAACAAACAUAGAAGAAGAAAUGAUAAUAGAUUCAUAA